Messenger RNA from Ogataea angusta, 1188 nucleotides. RefSeq lists its product as uncharacterized. The record is from RefSeq and is a predicted model, not a curated record. The transcript has a single exon. Lineage: Eukaryota; Fungi; Ascomycota; Pichiomycetes; Pichiales; Pichiaceae. Gene Ontology annotation, molecular function: ubiquitin-protein transferase activity. Bases 1 to 1188 code for a protein of 395 amino acids. Gene Ontology annotation, cellular component: SUMO-targeted ubiquitin ligase complex.
AUGAGUCGACGGAAUUCGGUCAUCGAGCUUCUUUCCGACUCUGAAGACAGUUAUGUUGUCUCCAGCUCAAAUAGGCGUCGUGUGCGGCAAAGGCGUCAGGCCCGGUCCACCACGCCCGCAGAGGACCCCAUAGUGAUUCUGUCUGAUGCCGAAGAGGCUCACUCAGAUGGAGACGUUGAGAUCACGGGCGAACAGACUUUGGCACCGCCACAACGAAGGGCUUUCUCCAGACAACGGCCCGGUUUCACACUGUACCAACCCAACGGCCCGGUUUUCCAGCCAGACGAGUCUGUGCGAAUAUCCGGAACACAGCGGUCAAUAGCAGCAAAUAGACCACGCAGGCGACUUCGUCCUCGAUAUCCCAGACGAGCGAACACCCAAAGAGCGCAUUUUACCAAUGAAUACAUCAACGAAGUUCUCCGCAACAACUGGAUGAUGAACGCUUUCCGACUUGGACGAGCCGAUAGUGACAGCUCAAUAGCUUCAAGAGUGCUGUACGAUUUGCGCUCGCGGGUGCCGUAUGUGAGACAUCUGAACAGAAUGGGAUUUAUGCCCAUGGCCGCACAUCAAGUUGACUUUGGCCCGCAAGAAGAAGGCGAAGAGGACGAAAUACCUCAUAGCAUAAUGGAUGAAAUUAGGCGUAGAGAACAGGAGGAGGAAGAUCGUCGCGUGAGGUCGAGAACGAACAUGGCCAACAAGAUGAAGAUGACACAGGAAACCAAGGCACAGAUACCCGAAGAACAGAAAAACAUGUUUUCAAACGGAUUUUCGUCCAAAGAUACUUCUGUCUGCAUUCUUUGCGGCGUCCCAUUGGUCGAAGGAAUACCGGACGAUUUCCAAACAAGCACAGAUAUGGAACUGAAGCGCAAGCUCGUGGUGCAAGACAAGUUUAUGUCACCAUGGCAAUUCAGUAAGAAUCUCACCACCGCAGACCGAGACCUCUCACGCAAGGUUUUUUUUGGUAGAUGCGGCCACGUUUACUGUGGGAGAUGUAUCAACAACAUCAAUAGAUACGCAAAACAAAAAGGCAAAUCCAGGCCCAAGAAGAGAAAAACCGAUCUGGACAAAGUCGGGGUGGAGCACAUGGAUUUGAACGAUCCGGAGUACUCAGCUCCCAAUCGUUGCGUGGCGCAAGAUUGCAAAAGGCUGUUAACAGGUAACUACUUUUUCCGCGAGUUAUAUGUCUGA